This is a messenger RNA of Amphimedon queenslandica, 3816 nucleotides long. RefSeq lists its product as uncharacterized. Lineage: Eukaryota; Metazoa; Porifera; Demospongiae; Haplosclerida; Niphatidae. The coding region runs from base 80 to 3739 and encodes 1219 amino acids. The transcript is spliced from 19 exons. Gene Ontology annotation, molecular function: transmembrane receptor protein tyrosine kinase activity; protein binding; ATP binding. The record is from RefSeq and is a predicted model, not a curated record. Gene Ontology annotation, biological process: positive regulation of neuron projection development; positive regulation of kinase activity; cell surface receptor protein tyrosine kinase signaling pathway. Gene Ontology annotation, cellular component: signaling receptor complex; plasma membrane.
UGGGAGUGGUUUUGUUGCGAGCGGCAGUCAGCGGCUACUUGCUUACAUUCUGGUGGUUGUUUCUGGACCUUUUGUGAACAUGCCUGUACAUUUGCAGAAUCUACUAAUUUUUAUAUGUUUUUCCUUGAAUUUCUUAAUAUCGCCAGGAUAUUGCAAUAGUGAAACGUCUAAUACUUCAGAUACACAAACAUAUGAUGUUGUUUCUUCUAUCGAUGACCUUUUUGAGGAUGUAACAGCAUCCUUAGAUUUAUUACCAAGGAGUUCAUUUGCUUCUGAUAUGAAAGUUACGCAAACAGUGAUUAACUUACUUAUCUCAUCAUCCAGUUUUGUUGACAUUAUGAUUAGUCCUACUCAUUCUGUUAAUGAUCACAUAAUGUCACCUACUGAUGUCACAAGUUUUAUCAGUGCCAUGUCAUCAAGUAACCUUAUCUUGCCUACUACUUCUUAUUUUGAGGAAAGUAGUAUAGUUCAGGAUGCUAUGUCUCUGGUAUCUUCAUUUGUUUCAUUUGAUUUCAAUCCAAGCAGCACACAAAGUUUUACAGGAAGCUCUAUAGAUCUGACGACCAAUAAUCCAGGAAAUUUUGUUUCUGUUUUGUCAUCAGUGCAUAUGACUAUAGCAGGUGACACUUCAUCAUUUUCUCUUUUUGUAUCUUCUACACCAUCAGCAUCAUCAUUGUCCUCUGAAAGACUGUCAACAGUCGAAGUAACAUUGAUAUCUUCUGAAUCAUUAGUUGUCAUGUCUUCGCUGUCACAGGUAGAUUCCUCAGUAUUAACAACAAGUUUCUAUAAUUCUUUUUUCUUGUCAUCGUUUUCGUCCCGGGUACUAUUAUUAUCAUCAAGCAGUGCAUCAGUAUUCUCCUCAGUCAUUGUUCAUUCUAGUAAUAUAGCUCCUUCAAGUGUGGGUCCUACUCCAUCACAGGUAGAUUCCUCAGCAAUAACAGCAAGUUUCUAUAAUUCUUUUUUCUUGUCAUCGUUGUCAUCCCGGGCACUAUUAUUAUCAAGCAGUGCAUCAGUAUUCUCCUCAGUCAUUGUUCAUUCUAGUAAUAUAGCUCCUUCGAGUGUAGGUCCUACUCCAUCACAGGUAGAUUCCUCAGUAACAACAACAAGUUUCUAUAAUUCUUUUUUCUUGUCAUCGUUGUCGUCCCGGGUACUAUUAUUAUCAAGCAGUGCAUCAGUAUUCUCCUCAGUCAUUGUUCAUUCUAGUAGUAUAGCUCCUUCAAGUGUUGGCCAUACUUCAUCUCUUACCAGUUCUUAUAGUAUGCCAGUUUCGCCUACAGUCACACCAAUUGUCUUUGUACCAGUUGUUACUGUUCGGUCAAUUAAUGCCACUUCUAUAUUAGUUUCCUGGUCUUCUGUUCCUGAUGCUAUUGGAUACAUCAUAUUAAUACGACAAGGGAAUAGUCUUGUGAAGAGGGAGGCUAACCUAAGGAUUACUAUUGAUGCUGGUUCAACAAGUUACAUUGUAACAGAUUUGCAACCCUAUACAAGCUUCAGCAUUCAAGUUGCUAGUAUUCGCCCUGGUAAUGUCACAGGAGAUUUUUCUGAAUCUAAAUCAAUUUCGACACCGGAAGCUCCUCCUAGUCCUCCUGUUAAUGUUACAUGGCAGGAUAUUGAUGAUAAUUCUGUUAAUGUGUCUUGGUCAUCACCGAUAUACCCUAAUGGCGUGAUAAUCAAGUACAUUGUCACUAUUACUUUAACAGGAGGCAAUGCAACUCAGUAUAAUGUAUCUGCCACUUUACGCUCACUAGUAAUUAUGAUUGAUGCACAAGACUUUGUUAUUACAGUUUCAGUUGUAAACAGUGCUGGUACCAGCAUCCCUCAGAUUGCUGUUAUGAUUCCAUCGGAAACAUCUGUUGUUUCAUCUGUAGUUCCAUCUAUUGGUGGAAGUUCACCUCCUACAGAUAAAGGUGGUUUAUCAGGAGGUGCUGUUGCUGCAAUUGUUAUUAUCUGUAUACUUGCUGUUACCAUAACAGUCGUAGUUGUGGCAUUAGUUUUAUUUCUGGCUUGGAGAAAAUGGUUUGCUGGUGAUGGUGUUGAUGAAACUGUUGGUGAAAUGGAGUAUAAAACGGGUGACACACGAUCAAAUGAUGCUAGCAUUGAUUUUGAUGAAUCUGGUGGUAGUCAGACACAGCUUACUGCUAAACGAUGGAUGAGAGCUAAUGCUAAUUAUAGUACUCCAUCGUCACUGUUGCCUUCUAUUGCUGAUCUUGUCAGUCGUUACUCAACUGCGGAGGAUGUGGUGAACAAGACGGGUGACCAUACUCAAACUAAUGGUUUAAAUGCCAUUUUAGAAUCUACUCAAAUAGAAGAUGAAUCAAGUUUUGAGAGACCUCAUGAAGCUUCUAGCACAGUUUGCAGUCCAUGUGGUGAAAAAGUUUUAAAUGCUAGCAAUAAAGUGUCAUAUGAUCCUCACUCAUUUUCUGAAAGGGAAGCAGGAAUGAGGGAAAGUGAAAUUGCUGAUGGUAAUCAUCCAUUGUUUGAAAUGAUGGAAAAUAUUUAUCUUCCUAGUGCUGUUGAUUUUGAAGCCCUGAAGCAAUAUCACUUGGAUUCAUCGCUGAUUGAAAUCAAAGAACAGAUAGGAGUAGGAGAGCAUUGCAAAGUAAUGAUGGGAGUUCCUGAAAUGUUACCUUUUGAAAAGAAUGAAGAUGUAGUUGCAGUUAAAGUUCUCAAAGAUGAUGCUGUGAAAGAUAAUUUAUUAUGUACUGCUCAUAUACUAACUCAGUUCUCUCAUCAUAACAUUUUAAACUUACUGGCAGUCACUGCAUCUCCAUCAAUGGUCAUUGUUCCUUAUUUGGAGUUAGCUGAUUUAAAGAAAUAUCUUGUCCGAGUUAGAAGGCGAACUCGUUUAGAGUAUCAACCUUGUAACUUCACUGUCAAAGAUCAGCUCAAUAUAUCUGCUCAGAUUGCUAGUGGUAUGGAAUAUUUGUCUUCAAAGUUUUAUAUUCAUAGAGCUCUCCAAUCUAAGUAUAUUUUGCUUGAUGAAGACUUCAAUGUAAAAAUAUCAGGAUUCCAGAUGUCCUUAUCACUUGGUCAUGCAUCUAACUAUGAAGAUCUUAAAAAAGCAGAUAAACUGCCUGUGAAAUGGUUGUCACUGGAGACACUUAUUGAUGGAAGAUUCACUCCUUAUACUGACAUUUGGAGUUUUGGUGUGGUACUUUGGGAGAUAUUUUCAUAUGGGCUCACUCCAUAUCGAGGAUUACAAAACUGUGAUGUGUUGCAGCAUGUGAGUAAUGGAGAGAGGUUGAACAAGCCUUCUGAUUGUCCGCAAGAUGUUUACACUCUUAUGUUGCAUUGCUGGAAUGAGAGAUGUCGUGACCGUCCAUCAUUUAGUGAACUUUAUAAGCACAUAACGGGCAUAACAGAAGUUACUAGGAAAACUCAGGACGAUUGCACUUUCAAUUUAAAUGCUUUUGAUAUUUCAAGCGUUUCUCAGUCUUUUUCCACUUCUUCUAAUGUCGACACUUCAAACCAACCACACUUAAACCCUGUUGUUACUAUUAAUGAAUCAAGUCCAGCAGAAUUAGAAAUGACUGAAGUUGUUCUGCGUAAUCACGAGAGAGAUGACAUGAAUCGAGUUGAAUUUAAUGUUGAUGCUAUCACUGAAGAUCCUAGUCGUCAUAGUAACCAUUCGUCAAUUCCAGAAAUAGUUUUGUCUACUCAGGCAAGACCAGAGUCUCAUCAGUCAGAAGUUGAGCUUCCUCAUCAAUUAACAAGUACUGAGGAGUAUACUGUUUUAUAAAGAACUUAUUGGUGUGUUUUUAUUACUUCUAUUACUUAUUUUUGUUUACCUUUUCCACAAAAUUUUAUAUAACUACA